GACGUCUCUGGAGCACAAUGUCAUGGUGUUCCUAGCAGUUUUUAUGAAGUGAACUGUACAUUCUGUCUGUCAUGGCUGUUGAAACCUUACCAAGAACGUAAAAGGAAACAGAAAUCAGCAGUGGAGUUUCUGUGCACACCCGGAUCGUCCCAGCCAGGUCCUGGUCUUGGGAGAGCGAUGCCGCUUCCCGACACCUUAUUCUGCGCGCAGCAGAUCCACAUCCCACCGGAACUGCCGGAUAUCCUGAAGCAGUUCACCAAGGCAGCGAUCCGCACCCAGCCCGCCGACGUGCUGCAGUGGGCCGCGGGGUAUUUCUCAGCAUUGUCAAGAGGAGAUCCACUUCCUGUAAAGGACAGAAUUGAAAUGCCCGUGGCCACUCAGAAAACAGAUACUGGCCUGACUCAAGGAAUGCUCAAAGUGCUGCACAAGCAGUGUAGCCACAAGCAAUACGUGGAAUUAGCCGACCUUGAACAGAAAUGGAGAAGUUUGUGCCUGCCAAUGGAAAAAUUCAGAGCUCUCUUACAAUUGGAUCCUUGUGAAUACAGAAUCGAGUGGAUAAAAUUUUUAGCACUUGGAUGUAGCAUGCUUGGUGGGUCCUUGAACACCGCGAUGAAGAACCUGUGUGAGAUCCUGACCCAGGACCCGGAGGGGGGGCCUGCGCGCAUUCCCUUCAAGACUUUCUCCUACGUCUACCGCUACCUGUCCAGCCUGGACUCGGAUAUUGCUACUUCGGAAACAGAAGCCUAUCUCGCCUCGCUGAAGGAUAACAUAGACAAUAGAAAGAAUGGCAUGAUAGGACUUAUGGAUUUCUUCAUCAUAACGAGGAAAAUGUAAAAAAUCUCAAAUAGAAAACUCAGAAGACAUGCCAUUAAUACAGAGAAAAACACAUUUUAAUGUCGGAAGAGUGUGUUUUAAAACCUUGGCACCAAUUACAACUUGUCAUUAACCACAUGCAGACGUUGCGUGAGUUUUUCUGGUGAUGGAAGUUGAGUGUGACCAGUGAGUCCGGGAGGGGGGCCUAUUUAAUGAUUGCUCUUCACUGUGUCCUUGUAAGAACCUUCAAGGUGAAUCACUCCUAGUAGUAAAAUGAUCUGUUUGACUGAAACAAUCUGUUCGGAAGCUGCGGAGCGGGGAGGAGGAUGGGCAGCUUAAACCCGGCCAUCCUGGUUUUCCGUGGGAAACUCUUUAUGCCCUGGCAGCUGUGCCCAAGACAGGCCGGGGGAGCACCCUGGCCAAAGCUGGGUCUUCUCUGGGAGAGGCAGGCCUGGGAGCUUGCGCUCACCGAAGGGCAUCUACGACUGCGAAGCAAACUGGACAAGCAGUGGGGACCAGCACUUGGUCCACUGAACAGGAAUACUGUGCAAGCAACAACACGCCCGGCAGUUUUCCCGAGAGCUGGGGGAUGGCUUGGCUCGUUGGUCUGUGCCACUGGCCACCUUGCUAAUCAAUGUUAGCAUAGUGAAAAGCCAGAGCUAGGAGAAAGGAGAAAGGUUUUGCUGUUAUCUAAAAGUGUGUAGGUUUUUUUUUCUUUCUGCACUUAGGUGUGUAAAGUAUAUUUUUCAUCGGGACACUAAACUCCCUUAUUUGAGAUGAUCAUUUGCCUGGACUUUUGGUCACCAUCCCAGUAAAUAGACAACAUAUAGAGAUUACUGAGAAAUUUACAAGUAACUUUUGGAGUUUCUAAAAGCUUUUACAAUUUUUUAAGUUGCUUUAAACCUUCUAAAAUCUUGACUGCCCCCCCAAAUUUAAAUAUUUCCCCCAGCUGUAAUGCCUCAAUACAUGGGGCUCAGAAAAAAAGAAAUCUUAGGUUUUGCGUAGCGCAGUUGUAAGUCACGGCGCGGAUAAACAUGUGGAGGGGAGCAGGCUGCAGGAAAGGCUGUGCGAUAGAACCCAGAACGGUGUUGUGCUUGAGACAGAAAGUUGGCCACCCCAGGAGCGCACACAGGACGUUUGCAUUUUAUGAAGAUGCUCCGGCCUAUCAGGAGACAGAAAAGGAGAGUUUAAUAGAAGUAACAGCUUCCCCUCAGGUGGGACAGCGAGGGAACCGAGGACUUAGGAGAGCAUCCCGACCCCCAGGCUGGCCCUGGACUGCACAGUCAGAGAGGUCCUGGAGCCCUCGAGGUCUGCGGGGCUCCCCAGGUGAACCAAAAAGGAAGCCAGAAGCCGAAAGGGACGUGUGCUGUGCCUCUUCCCCUCCCCCCACCUUCUUGCGUGUCCCUCCAGUGCUAGAUGAACAUGGACCUAGCUGGCAAGGAGCUGUGAGUAUAGAGGCCACAGAGAAGCUUGUUUGAACAUGCAAGUCCUCAGGGAACCCUUCCUUCCUGGGGAGUCUGCUGGAGGAAGAGAGCCAGGCAACCAGAAAGGCUGGAGAGGGCACCAUGAGACCGUGGGAGCACUGGGUAUUGUUUACCUGUGCAGCUAAGACCAGGUGAGGAAUCUAAGGAAGGGAUAUGCUAUCGUAAGUAAUGGAUGUAUGCGCUGACUGUAUAGGUACAUAUCAUCUGUCAGAAAUUUUGAGGCUAGAAAGUCUAUAUGAAUGUUAAAAUGAUGUUCACAUCAGAUGUAGGGGAAAUUUCAUCACUGAUCAUAGUAGAGAACCAGCAUUCAGUAACCAAAAAAGAAAAGACUAAGGAUAUUAUGUAAAAGUACAUGUGGUAAUCGUUACAGCAAAAGUGCAAACCUUCCUAAAUACCUAAAUGUAAGCAGGGAGGUAGGGCAGCGGAGGCUGAACCAGGAAAUAAUGGUACCGUGCGGGAGGAGGGAGGCAUGGACGAACGAGGCGGAGCUUGAUGCUGGCCUUCUCUGAACCUACCUUUGUGCUGAUUUGAUUGUGGAAUCCUGUAAAUAUUAUACGUAAUUAUAAAACAUAUUCACACUUAAGAGAAAGCACUGAAAAUUGGCAGUAAAACGAAACCAGUGACCUUAACUGUGUAUCCAGUUGGUGGCGUCACCGCAGAAACUAUCCCAUGCGACUUUAAAGCCCAGCAAUUUGAAUAUUCUUAGUGAAUUCAAGAAGAAUGUUACAGAAAAGGUUUUUAGUAAUCAGUAUUGGUACUAGAAUACAUGAGUAACAAUUUUGGUGUCAUUACCCUGGAUUUUGGCAUGGAAGAAUGAAGAUACAAAGUAAAUUAGAUAAGGUUAAGUCACAAUCCUGUGGUCCUGAUUUAUAACUGAGUAUCUGUAUGAAAUCAUAGUCUCUGUCCACUGAAAAGGGCCAGAAACAGCCACCCGUCCACCACGUGGGGCCACAUCUACUGGCCAGACUGUGGGCUCUAACGACCCUUCUCCGGCGAGAGGAGCCAGGACUCCCUGAUGCAGGACUGACUCAGGGUCUUGGGAAGGGAACGGAGCAGAUGAGGCCAUUGUGUCACACGGAAGUCAAGGUCCAUGUCAGGAAGACUUGGGAGUCAAGUUGAAUGAACUUCUACUGGUCAUAGGAAGUUCGGCUUUCAAUUGAGUUGCUACCUGCCUUUGGAGAGCUCACGUAAAUGCUUUAAUAACUACACACUUUAUUGUAUCAUUAACGAAUCCAUGCGCUGGAUAAAUAAACCAUUCAAGUGA
Molecule: messenger RNA, 3561 nt
Organism: Myotis myotis
Lineage: Eukaryota; Metazoa; Chordata; Mammalia; Chiroptera; Vespertilionidae
Gene: ROPN1L
Product: rhophilin associated tail protein 1 like
Exons: 6
Coding region: 178-834 (218 amino acids)
Source: RefSeq, a predicted model, not a curated record